Molecule: messenger RNA, 1342 nt
Organism: Hibiscus syriacus
Lineage: Eukaryota; Viridiplantae; Streptophyta; Magnoliopsida; Malvales; Malvaceae
Product: metacaspase-1-like
Exons: 5
Coding region: 61-1122 (353 amino acids)
Biological process (GO): proteolysis
Molecular function (GO): cysteine-type endopeptidase activity
Source: RefSeq, a predicted model, not a curated record
ACUCCUUAUCUAUCCAUCAAAAGCCUCUCUUUCAGUGCUUCUUGUUCAUCAUUACAAGCGAUGCUAAUGGUGGUCAACUGUUCCAACUGCCACGCGCCGCUGCAGCUUCCGCCGGCUGCGAAGUCCAUACGCUGCGUCCUCUGCCAAGCUAGCACCCUCAUAGCAGACCCUCGCUCCCUACCCAUUCCCUCUUCCUCUUCUGCUCACCCACACCCUCCUCUUUCACCUUACAACCACGCGCCACCCGGACCCCCACCGCAGGUUCGUGGCCGCAAACGCGCAGUUAUUUGCGGUGUGUCUUAUAAGAACACCCAGUAUGAACUUAAUGGUUGUAUUAACGACGCCAACUGCAUGAAGUUCUUGUUGGUUCAUCGCUUCAAUUUUCCCGAGUCCUCCGUUAUUACCCUUACAGAAGAAGAAACUGAUCCCUACAAGCGGCCAACGAAACGCAACAUAAGAAUGGCGUUGCGCUGGCUUGUCCAAGGUUGUCAGCCUGGAGAUUCCUUAGUGUUCCAUUACUCUGGUCAUGGCUCACAGCAAAAGGAUGACAAUGGAGAUGAAGUGGACGGAUACGACGAAACCAUUUGUCCCACCGAUUUCGAAUCUCAGGGAAUGAUCGUCGACGAUGAAAUCAACGCGACGAUCGUUAGGCCUCUACCGCACGGGGUUAAGCUCCACGCCAUCAUCGACGCCUGCCAUAGCGGCACCGUGUUAGAUUUACCAUUCCUCUGUAAAAUGGACAGGAAGGGGAAAUAUGUCUGGGAGGAUCAUCGACCUCGGACCGGAACGUGGAAAGGGACAAAUGGUGGGGAAGUCAUUUCCUUCAGUGGCUGUGCCGACGAUCAAAUCUCUGCGGACACUUCGGCCUUAUCAAAGAUUACUUCCACUGGUGCAAUGACUUACUCCUUCAUCGAAGCCAUCGAACGCGGGCAUGCAACCACAUACGGUAACAUGUUGAACGCAAUGCGUUCUAACAUCCGUAACGCAGAUGACGGCGGCUUCGUUACAUCUCUUCUUACGAUGCUCUUAGCUGGAGGGAGUCUCGGUGGCAGAUUGAGACAGGAACCGCAGUUGACAGCCAGUGAAGCAUAUGAUGUGUAUAAAAAACCUUUCGCCAUGUAGCUUGAUUCAUUUGAGGAAGCUCCUGUGCUUUGUACACUCCCAUUUUUCUUUUGAAAGAAACGUCACGGCUGCCAUGUAAGGCCAAUGGGCUGCCAUUAUUAACAGAGAUAAGAGGCAUAAUUUGUAGGCACAACAAGGCAAGCAUAAGGUUGUAGGACACAUUCCAUUGUGGGUCUCAGAUCGGCAAAAUUAAUAAUAUAUGGAAUUUCCAGGAAUAAAU